AUGUCCUCUUGGAAGAAAACAAAUGGUGGCUUGCCACAAGGUACAAAGUUGGGUCCAUUAUUGUUUGCUGUUCUCAUUAAUUCCUUACUCAAAAACUGGCCCAGUAGGAUCAAGUUUGUGGAUGACACCUCAGCCCUAGAGAUUAUACCACGUUUUUCAUCCAGUUUAAUGCCAUUAGUCGUAAAUGAAAGCUCGGACUACGCCUUAGAACGUGGAAUGGAACUAAAUUAUAAGAAAUGCAAACAAAUGUUGAUCAACUUUCUUAAAUAUAAAGGAUCUGAUGAUGAAAACCCGAUCUAUGUUGCAGGUAAACCGGUGGAAACUGUGUCCUCUUUCAAACUCCUAGGUGUAUGGAUAUCAAACGACUUGUCAUGGAAUACUCAUGUCGACAUGGUAUUGAAAAAGGCAAAUUCUCGCUUAUACGCAUUGCGUCUGUUAAAAAAGGCUGGUCUUCAAGCAUCUGACAUCGUCCAAAUAUAUAUUUCAUUCAUCAGAUCCAGAAUUGAAUAUGCAUCCCCUGCAUGGUCGUCAAUACCUAAAUCAUUAUCUGACAUUCUCGAAUCUGUUCAAAAGAGAGCAUUGAGAAUAGCUUAUCCAGAUCUGUUAUAUGAUGAAGCCCUUGAAAUUUCAAACUUACAGUAUCUGAGUACUCGUAGAGACAUCUCUUGCAAGAAAUUCGUCGAAUCUCUGCGACGUGAUGUUUCACCCUACAACCCUUUGACCCAAAUUAUGGAAAUUCGUCCAGGGGUAAAAACUCAUGAUUAUGACUUAAGGAAUGACAGAACGGCCGAACAACCUUUAUGGUCAGAAACCACUGAACGGUUAAAAAACUUCGUGACUAGGAAAUAUUAUUAGAUUUAUAGUUAAUUAACAGUCCUAACUAAAUAAACAUUAUUUUAUAUAAUAUAUAUAUAUGUACAUUUUAAUAUAAAUUUUUAUGCUAUAUUAGUACUCCAUGUAAUUCAGUUUUCCUUUAAAAACUGCAAAUUGGUUUUAAUUAAACAGAUUGAUUGAUUGAUUGUAUCGCGUAUGAAUCUCGCUCAUGUUCUCGGACAGCUCAGGCAAACCUCUCUCAAACUCGAUGCUUUUUCCGAGGGAUUUUCUCAAACUGUCGUAACAAUCUUGCCACUGCAGGUUGUAGUACCAAAAAAUACGAAUACGUUUUUGCUCAUCGUACACAAUACGAUUCUUUUCCAAAAUUUGUUGUACAAAAUAUGUUUUUCCACUUUGGCUCGGUCCCACGACCAAUAGCGAAAAUUUAUGGCGGAAGUUGAAUUCCGGAUAGGGUUUGGUGGUCAGAGAUGCUUGUGCUGUUUUCGGUUUCUUAGUUGGCAACGAGUAUGCCCUUCUGCUCACACGCUUUUCUCCCUGCUUUUCAGAGUUCAUGUACGGAGAUUUGUCGAUGUAGGGCUGCCAUGACGACACCUUGGCUUGCUUAAGAUAAGGUUUUCUCUCCUUCGAUUGUAAACCGUGAACUUGUAAAAGAUGUGUACUGAUAUUCUUCAAAUCAGGCCGACCGCAAAGCGGACAGGUCCGGCGAAAUCGUCUCUGCAUGACUGCUCCGGCAAAUUAUUCAAGUUUGCAUAGAAACACGGUUCUAUGUAUUGUUGCUUUCAGGAAGAGCUUCUGUGAAGCUUCUGUGAAGCUUCUGUAAAGCUUCUGUGAAGCUUCUGUGAAGCUUCUGUGAAGCUUCUGUGAAGCUUCUGUAAAGCUUCUGUGAAAUGAGCGAGAUUCAUACGCGGUACAACAACAUCAUCAUACUGGACGAUCUGAUGGCUGAAGCGACAGACAGUCCUGUGGUAUCUCGCUCGCUUCACAGAAGCUUCACAGAAGCUUCACAGAAGCUUCACAGAAGCUUUACAGAAGCUUUACAGAAGCUUCACAGAAGCUUCACAGAAGCUUCACAGAAGCUUUACAGAAGCUUUACAGAAGCUUCACAGAAGCUCUUCCUGAAAGCAACAAUACAUAGAACCGUGUUUCUAUGCAAACUUGAAUCAUUUGCCGGAGCAGUCAUGCAGAGACGAUUUCGCCGGACCUGUCCGCUUUGCGGUCGGCCUGAUUUGAAGAAUAUCAGUACACAUCUUUUACAAGUUUACGGUUUACAAUCGAAGGAGAGAAAACCUUAUCUUAAACAAGCCAAGGUGUCGUCAUGGCAGCCCUACAUCGACAAAUCUCCGUACAUGAACUCUGAAAAGCAGGGAGAAAAGCGUGUGAGCAGAAGGGCAUACUCGUUGCCAACUAAGAAACCGAAAACAGCACAAGCAUCUAUGACCACCAAACCCUAUCCGGAAUUCAACUUCCGCCAUAAAUUUUCGCUAUUGGUCGUGGGUCCGAGCCAAAGUGGAAAAACAUAUUUUGUACAACAAAUUUUGGAAAAGAAUCGUAUCGUGUACGAUGAGCAAAAACGUAUUCGUAUUUUUUGGUACUACAACCAGUGGCAAGAUUGUUACGACAGUUUGAGAAUAUCGAAUGAUAUCUUAGGAUAUCAAUAUCUUAGGAUAUCAGUAUCUUAGGAUAUCAGUAUCUUAGGAUAUCAGUAUCUUAGGAUAUCAGUAUCUUAGGAUAUCAGUAUCUUAGGAUAUCAGUAUCUUAGGAUAUCAGUAUCUUAGGAUAUCAAUAUCUUAGGAUAUCAGUAUCUUAGGAUAUCAAUAUCUUAGGAUAUCAUUCGAUAUCUUAGGAUAUCAUACAGUAUCUUAGGAUAUCAAUAUCUUAGGAUAUCAGUAUCUUAGGAUAUCAGUAUCUUAGGAUAUCAGUAUCUUAGGAUAUCAGUAUCUUAGGAUAUCAGUAUCUUAGGAUAUCAGUAUCUUAGGAUAUCAGUAUCUUAGGAUAUCAGUAUCUUAGGAUAUCAGUAUCUUAGGAUAUCAGUAUCUUAGGAUAUCAAUAUCUUAGGAUAUCAUUCGAUAUCUUAGGAUAUCAUACAGUAUCUUAGGAUAUCAAUAUCUUAGGAUAUCAGUAUCUUAGGAUAUCAGUAUCUUAGGAUAUCAGUAUCUUAGGAUAUCAAUAUCUUUCAGUAUCUUAGGAUAUCAAUAUCUUAGCUGGGAUAUAGGAUAUCAUACAGUAUCUUAGGAUAUCAGUAUCUUAGGAUAUCAAUAUCUUAGGAUAUCAAUAUCUUAGGAUAUCAAUAUCUUAGGAUAUCAGUAUCUUAGGAUAUCAAUAUCUUAGGAUAUCAGUAUCUUAGGAUAUCAGUAUCUUAGGAUAUCAUUCGAUAUCUUAGGCUAUCCCCAGAAGAUAAGCAAGAAUCACCUAGACGUUACGCUCUUAAAAGUAGACCGUACUAAAUUUUGUUAAAACAUUUUGAAGAAAUAAUUGUAAUUAGGAUAUCAGUAUCUUAGGAUAUCAUACAGUAUCUUAGGAUAUCAGUAUCUUAGGAUAUCAGUAUCUUAGGAUAUCAGUAUCUUAGGAUAUCAGUAUCUUAGGAUAUCAAUAUCUUUCAGUAUCUUAGGAUAUCAAUAUCUUAGCUGGGAUAUAGGAUAUCAUACAGUAUCUUAGGAUAUCAGUAUCUUAGGAUAUCAAUAUCUUAGGAUAUCAAUAUCUUAGGAUAUCAAUAUCUUAGGAUAUCAGUUUUCUUAGGAUAUCAAUAUCUUAGGAUAUCAAUAUCUUAGGAUAUCAGUAUCUUAGGAUAUCAGUAUCUUAGGAUAUCAAUAUCUUGGGAUAUCAGUAUCGUAGGAUAUCAAUAUCUUAGGAUAUCAGUAUCUUAGGAUAUCAAUAUCUUAGGAUAUCAGUAUCUUAGGAUAUCAGUAUCUUAGGAUAUCAUUCGAUAUCUUAGGCUAUCCCCAGAAGAUAAGCAAGAAUCACCUAGACGUUACGCUCUUAAAAGUAGACCGUACUAAAUUUUGUUAAAACAUUUUGAAGAAAUAAUUGUAAUUAGGAUAUCAGUAUCUUAGGAUAUCAUACAGUAUCUUAGGAUAUCAGUAUCUUAGGAUAUCAGUAUCUUAGGAUAUCAGUAUCUUAGGAUAUCAGUAUCUUAGGAUAUCAAUAUCUUUCAGUAUCUUAGGAUAUCAAUAUCUUAGCUGGGAUAUAGGAUAUCAUAAGUAUCUUAGGAUAUCAGUAUCUUAGGAUAUCAAUAUCUUAGGAUAUCAAUAUCUUAGGAUAUCAGUAUCUUAGGAUAUCAGUAUCUUAGGAUAUCAAUAUCUUAGGAUAUCAAUAUCUUAGGAUAUCAGUAUCUUAGGAUAUCAAUAUCUUAGGAUAUCAGUAUCUUAGGAUAUCAAUAUCUUAGGAUAUCAGUAUCUUAGGAUAUCAUUCGAUAUCUUAGGCUAUCCCCAGAAGAUAAGCAAGAAUCACCUAGACGUUACGCUCUUAAAAGUAGACCGUACUAAAUUUUGUUAAAACAUUUUGAAGAAAUAAUUGUAAAACUGAAAUCUUGUGUAAAUUUGUGCCUGCAAAGCCCGCUUUUCCAUCCGCGCGACCCGCCCACCUGAUUGGUGUACAAUAUUUUGUACAUUAAUAUAUGCAUGCACCCAAGCGUCGCUAAUGACUUAGCAACGCAUAACAACGCAACAUUUGCAAAGUUUAAAACAUGUUUAUUGAUACAACUAACAGACGAUAGUGUCAAACAAUAGUGUCAAAAAACAUUACAACUGUUGUAAAAGUUUUUUCUCCAAGAAUCCUUGAUAAGCUUUCUUAUGAUCUGAUUCGGUCAUCUUAGGUAGAAGAUUUGCUAAAUAACGCUGAACAACAUGCAAAUAUUGGCCUAUUGGUUAACAACGACGUUGACAACCCGGGAUUAGCAACUGUUUAGUUCUGUUUAAAAUAUGUCUUGAUUUUUGUGACGAAUAGAUUUCUCGCUAUAAUUUUGUAAACAUACGAAAAAUUCUUCAAUAUACUUGUGGAAAUUUAUCUCUUCCGAGCAAAGGUACGGCUAUAACUCUGCUAUAUAUUAAUUUCGAUAACAAUUUUGCCAUGUGAGAGACUCGAGCUAUUCAUAGUAGGCCAAGAUUAAUCCCUCUAUUUCGUCAUAACCUUGUAAAACUAUCGUUUUCAUUUUUCGCAGUCGCAGAGGCAGUACUGACUAAAUACUAUGCUUCGAACGGACCCGCUCCGAGCCAGGCUCCGAGCUAAUUAGACUAUAUGCUUCGCUGUAAGCUUUCAAAGUGUCCGGUUAUUUUAAAUCUUGCGAGCUGGGCUUGAACCAACAACCUAAGGAACUACAGUCCUCCGCUCUACCAACUGAGCUAUCGCAAGAGCAUGUUUUAGUCAUGCGAAAAAACAAUCAAAAUACAUGCGUUUUAGUCGCGCUAUCCCUAACAUCUGACCCAGGCCUGUCCGCGCUAAUUGGUUGCCUGUCCCAUUUGGCCCAGACCUGCCCGCGUUAAUUGGUCGCGCUACCCGUCACAGUUGGUCCAGGGUUAGGGUUAGGGCCAGCAAAGUUGCGUCACAUAUCUUGCAUACUAAUUACUUCCGACACCUAAGUUUGCAUACUAAUUACUUCCGCCGCCAGAGGGGGGGGGCUUUACUACUUUCAUAUUACAUUUCGUGUUCAAUAUAUUCUUGAUAAGUUUAUUUACUGAAUUGUUAUUUUAUUUAGAAAGUUGAAGAAUUGAAACUCGAGAUUGAAGAAAUGAAAUCAGAAGUUACAAAUGUUGAACAACAGGUACUUGGAAACGAUCUAAAAAGUUAAUUAAAGUUCAGUUUUACUUAGUUUUAUCAAACCCAAGGUUCAUCUGCUUUAACAAUGCCAAUGGGUUCGAUUGCGGUUGAGACAAUCAAAAACAAUAUUAAAAGUCUCGUCGGCGAAUACCAAGGUUUUAUAGCAUGUUCAAAUACUAACAACGACCACAAAUGCUUAAAAAUAAAACAACUUUAUUGUUUACAACGUUUCGGAGUGUUACUCCAUCUUCAGGUAAUAAAGAUUGCCAUUUUUUUAAAACAUAUACUCCGGCAAUCUUUAUUACCUGAAGAUGGAGUAACACUCCGAAACGUGUUGUAAACAAUAAAGUUGUUUUAUUUUUAAGCAUUUGUGGUCGUUGUUAAUUCCAAGAAAUAAUACAAAAUGAGGCUUAGAGACAGUUCGAUACUAAAAUUAUUAAUGUUCAAAUAUGUUUAAUAAACACAUGGACUAUAAUUUUAUUAUAUUAGAUUGCCAGCACAGAUGAAGUUAUAACAGGAUUAGAAAAGCAAAUUGAAGAGCUGGUAGGAGUGGCUGAAAAUUCAAAGGUGCGUUUUAUGUGUUGGACUAUACGAGACUUUUCAAUUAAUUUUUAUAAUAAUGCUAUAUUCACAGUAUAUCUACAUAGGCACAGCACUUCUUCAUCUGUGAGGUUUAAAAUAUAAAAUACAAAACACAUAAGAAUUGUACAAUAAAAAUUUUAAAUACAUUAUAUCCGUUAAACUGCAUCGGGAUCGCAGGGCCGCAUGCAGGUCAUUCCUGCCAGCUGGAGGGCCUAUAUAGUUGCAUUUUUCACAGUUGCUCCUGGUUAGGUGAACUCGUUUGCUGGAAACAUUGCUUUAAAAACAGAGCUAUAGAUAUUAAUGUGCAAUGUGAUAUUUUAGGAAUUUCCCAGUUUGAAGGUUUUUGGUGUUGAAGCUACAGUAAGCAUUGUUUUGUCCUUCAAAUGUUAUCUUAUAACAACCCAUUGUUUUCUUGUUUACUGCUGUAACGGUUAAGUAAGAGCUCAAGGAGUGUGGGUCAGGAAGGGCAAAACUAUACUCUCAUGUUAAUUGUUAAAUAUACCUCGACGUUUUUCAUUUUAGAAAGCAUGUGUUGAAGCAGACGAAAACCUGAAGGAACAAAAGAAAACACUACGAGCUUGUAACGAGGUAUUCGCUUGUGAAAUAUGAUUUUUCAUCUGAAGUAAAAUACUGGAAUGAAGACCUUUGUUAGCCCGUCAAAAUCCCACAUCAGUACUCUCAAGUUUCAAAAAUCUGGCUACUGAAAUCUAAAACUGCUGAAGACAUUCUUCAUGGAGGUUUUCACACUUUCCGUUUCGAGGGGUUCCCCGAUCACUCAUUAUGACUUAAAUCAUCGCAUAUAAGGACUCCAAUCAUACAUAGACUCAUUUUGGGGCAUGUCUACUGAAUUUUGCAUUAUUUUAAAUUUCUGUAGGCAAUUAAUACAAAAAUCUCGAACAGAAAAGAAAUGGAGAAUGAAAACAAUGAUAAUAUGAUCAAGGUGAAAGAGCUGGACCAUAAAAUGGUGAAAUUUCAAAAAGACAGUAAAGAUGCAGCACACAAGGUUCGGUAUCGUUUGUUAUUCUUUGCAGGGUUUGUUCGCCCCGGGGAAAUCUUGGAUUUUUAUUUUAGUCCUGGAAACGCCUUACAAAAUCCUGGGAUUUCAAAGUAAUGCCCGAAAACCCUGGAACCUAAACUUGUGUGUAAGACACUUGAAGAAUUAAACGUUCUGUUUAAAUACGAUUGUCAAGGAUGACAACGACUGAUCUAUAUAGCGUAAGUUGGAUCAUAUUACGAGCUUCGAAUUGAAGAUAUUGUUUUGUGUGCACUUCAUAAGCAAAUUUGAGAGUGCUUAUUGGUUAAUUUAAACAUUACAAGAGAUUGGUUUGUAUAAAAUACAAUAAAACGAUGGAAAUACAACAACAUAUGCAUAAGUUUUAUUGUAGUUCCAUCGAGGUUCUAAUCCUUGUGUUACAGUUCAUCACAGGUAUGAAUUUCUAAUCGUUUUAUCUAUCGAAUAUUAAAACUUUCCGAUGUGUUUUAGGUUGAGAGAAUGAUUGCUGAAUACCAGUGGAUUGACAGUGAACGACAAUUCUUUGGUCAACCUAACACAGCUUAUGACUUUGCUGCUAAUGAUACAAGUAUGUCCGAGGUUUCACGAAGAUUGGCCAAACUGCAGGAAACUAAAGAUAAACUGGGUAAAAAUGUCAACAUGAGAGCAAUGAAUAUGUUGGGAAAAGCUGAAGAGAAAGUGAGUGCGUUUUGAUAGUUAUUUUAACGUUAUGAUGUACAGUGUAGUUUAGAUGUCUCGUUAUCUCCAUGCGUGUAUAAACUAUUCUGAUAGGUACUGUAUAUAUUCAGAAUGCGCAUGCAUUCUUUUUUAAAAAUACCCCAAAAGUAAUGCAGUAACCAGCCAUUACCAGGCUUUCCUUAACAUAUGGUAAUAUGAUUUGUUAAACUCUGACAUAUUCACAAAUAUUAUAAACCACUUAUCGAUUCUUCUAUACUCUCGAUAUUACGUUGUAGUAUAACGACUUAAUGAAAAAGAAGAGUAUUGUAGAGAAUGACAAAGCAAAGAUUGAACAAGUUAUUGCUGAACUUGAUGAAAAGAAAAAUGAAGCAUUAAAGAAAGCUUUUGAAAGAGUUAAUAUAGUAAGUAAUCACGCUAUUGCUUCUUCCCCUUUAGGGCCGGUUGUUCAAAGCUGGAUUAGCUCCCCGCUGUGGUUUGGGUAUUUCUGCAUGUUUGUUUGAAACAUUUUGAAAAUAAAAAGUCUAUUCAUCCAGAUACGAUUUCUAAACUAUAUUUCUUGUUAACUAUCUCCAUGUUUAUAAGCAAACUGUUGGAGAGAUUGCUUUGUAGUUUUUCGUUAACCCAGGAUUAAAGGCGGAUCUCCACUAGACAAUUUUUGAGACAAUUUGUAUGAUGAUCGUCAUAAAAAUUUGCGACGAUUUAGAAAGAAGUGGAGAUGUACUAGCAGCAAGAAAAAAAAAGCGCGGGGUAAACAACAAAAAUUUGGCGAUCGUCUGGCGCUCGACGAAAAUUAGAAGCAGGGCGCUUAUAUAAGCGCCCUGAUUAGAAGUCAGUCCUACUUUUCGUCGAGCGCUAGACGAUCACUCUUCGAACAUUUUUUUCAGUUGCGCAUGUGUCGUCGCGAAUUGUUUUGACGAUCGUCUCAAAAAUCGUCUAGUGGAGAUCCGCCUGAAGCUAGCCGGCUUUCGAACAACCGGCUCAAGGGUAACUGUAUGUGCCGCCGUUAUAAUUAUUGUGAUGUAAUUACUUCUCUAUUUUGUGUAAAGAAUGUAUCAACGUGUCACUAACUCAUGUACACCGUAGGAUUUUGGAUCUAUAUUCUCGACACUACUCCCUGGUACAUCAGCUAAACUUGCUCCUCCUGAAGGACAGACCGUGCUUGAUGGACUGGAAGUAAAAGUUGCUUUUGGUUCUGUUUGGAAAGAAAGUCUAGGAGAGCUCAGUGGAGGACAAAGGCAAGUUUUUAUCAUUCACGGUUCAUUCAUGUAACUGUACAUUAACAGGAUAUUGUUUGGCACUGAGAACUUCUGUCUUGCUACGCCAAGAUGACAUAAAUGCAAUAAAUACCAAAAUUCGUCCGAAUAGGCUUAACUACCAUGUUUAUGCCCAUUGCUUCCCAAUUCAUAUUUUUGGAUACGUGUCAUGCCUAGAUACCAUUUUUCUUCUCAUGUAAGCAUACAAAGCAUUUAAAUUAUAUAUGUGGCAUGAGUGGAUUGGAUCUUCUCUUUAGGAAAUAUCAAAAUUUAUUUUUCGUUCAGUCAAUUUGUUGGCAAGUAAAAAUAACAAGCGAACAUUUUCUGUUUGUCAUCACUCUAGAUCUUUGGUAGCUUUGUCUCUUAUCCUGGCAAUGUUGUUAUUUAAACCCGCUCCAUUGUAUAUUUUGGACGAAGUUGAUGCUGCCUUGGAUCUUUCACAUACUCAGAAUAUCGGUCAAAUGUUGAAAACCCACUUUAAACACUCGCAGUUUAUUGUAGUAUCAUUGAAGGAUGGUAUGUUCAACAAUGCUAAUGUGUUGUUCAAGACAAAAUUCGUGGAUGGUGUAUCUACAGUAACGAGAUACGCACAGAACCCUUCACAUCAUACGGCACAGAGGGAUACUGGUCGAAAAGCUCAGCCUACAACUGACAGAAGUAAGAAACGACGAGUUGAGUCAGGCUCUACUCACACAUUAUCUGUGAAAUAACAAUAGUAUAAAAAUGACAGUGUGGGAAACAAAUAUAUGUAUAUAGUUCUCCGUUCAUAAUGAUUAUCCGUGAUACUGGUGUAGAGAAACUCGUAAAUUACCGAGUCCACCACGAGUAUUAAUUUGUAAUUUGUACAAUCUCUUGCAAUUCAUGUUUGCUGAAGGUCAGCAUGAUCACGUACAUUUUUUUCGACUAACUUUGCCAAAUGGGAAGUGGUGAAAAAAAUUGAUUACAGUCGCCUGCUCCUAUUAGUAAAAUAAAUAAGUUAUGUAAAUGUGUUUUUCAUAUGCGCUACUUAAUUUAAAUUUCGUAUUAUUUUUUCUAGUUUUCUAAUUUUUUGAAUAAAAACUUAUAUAUAGGC
This is a messenger RNA of Paramuricea clavata, 10183 nucleotides long. NCBI's taxonomy places the organism in Eukaryota, Metazoa, Cnidaria, Anthozoa, Malacalcyonacea, Plexauridae. The record is from the annotation of a GenBank genome assembly.